This is a messenger RNA of Apis cerana (Asiatic honeybee), 1383 nucleotides long. RefSeq lists its product as uncharacterized. The record is from RefSeq and is a predicted model, not a curated record. Lineage: Eukaryota; Metazoa; Arthropoda; Insecta; Hymenoptera; Apidae.
UUGUAUUUUCCCUAGACGAGACCAAUAAUUAUAAAGAGAUCAAAAACCAUAAAUUAAAAUUAAUUUCGAUUUUAUUUCUUAUUUCUUUAGAAUUUUUUUCAAUUUUUUAAUCAACUUACGCACUCUUCCUUUCCAAAUUUCCUUUUCUUUUCUCGAUAUUUUUCCUUCGGUUUUAAAUUGGAACUCGACGGGCACGCCUUUCUCGAAUUUCUAAAGCCAGAUAAAGAUACUAUCAGUUUGAAAUUUCUGGCAUCGAGAAUUCGAAAUUUCGUUUUAACACCAGGAAAUUUCUUCGAAUAUUCGUCCAUAGUUUAUUCGAAACGAUUCAUUCCUAUCCCUCUUGCCGAUGCGGGACGUCACGGCCCAUAAACCUUGGCGAAACGUUGGCGCGUUAUCCACGCGAUACAACCUGGGUCCCUCUGUUCAGCCACCUCUCUGGAACAACAUCGACGUAGACCAGUAUCCCCAGCAACGACGAUACGGAAUAAAUAUAGAGGAUGAUCGCGGCAUAACAAUUUCACGAUCACGAGAAAAACGAGAGUCGACGAGGGAGCUCUUUUCCUCGAUCGAAUUCCUUGGCUUUAUCGACCGAUUUCGAUAUUUCGAUCGGCGGAUACUCGCUUUAUAUCGGGCGAAAAAGGAGCGAAGGAUAUUCGAAAAGACCGCCACGGAGGAUCAAUAUCACUGAUGGCAGCGCCAGAGACAACCAAUCCAACCAGUUGACCUAAUAUUACCACCGCCGCUCUCGAAACGACGGAGAGAUCAUCUGGAACCGAGAGGAGAGAAAAAAAUGAGAAUCCUCAUUUGAUAAAGUGAAAAAAAGAGAGAGAGAGAAGAACCCUUCGAAUGUUCGUAAAACCAUUGUCCGGCCGAAGAACGCUCGCCGUUUGUCCAUACGCUACUUGGGCGAAGAUUGCUUCCAAGAAGACGAAGCCUUUAGCGUCAGAGGUGUUGACGAGCUACUUGGUUCAAUCGAAGGAGCCACCGUGGACGUCGUAUUUCGUGAGGUACGCCGAUGUGGUGAACGAUCAGAGGGGGAUGUCGCACUUCAAUUGGCCGGUGGGCAGCAGCAAUUACCACGUACUGAGAACCGGCUGCUUUCCAUACAUCAAGUAUCACUGCACCAAGAGGCCGCGGCAGGACCUCACCACCGAGGACAAAUUUUUCAAGGCGAUCAAGCUUCUGAACCUUGGUAUACCAACGUUGAUGUACGGACUGGCAGCGACUUUAUUGAUCAGGCAUAGAGAAAUCGUGAAAACAGCCAGAGGGGACGUGGUGAUCCAUUUCUUGCUGCCCGAGGACAAGGGAUCCAUGUAUUGAGAUAUGCACGGUGAUACGUAUAUACCUGUACUUACACGAAUAAAAUUGUAAAGUUUAACGUGA